Messenger RNA from Trichoderma breve, 543 nucleotides. RefSeq names its product translation machinery-associated protein 16 domain-containing protein. Gene Ontology annotation, cellular component: nucleus. Bases 1 to 543 code for a protein of 180 amino acids. NCBI's taxonomy places the organism in Eukaryota, Fungi, Ascomycota, Sordariomycetes, Hypocreales, Hypocreaceae. The transcript has 4 exons. The record is from RefSeq and is a predicted model, not a curated record.
AUGCCUAGCACACUUCAGAAGAUACGCAAGCAUAUCUCCAAGAAGCGCAAUGGAGAGGUAAACGCCCUGCAUGAAAAGUCCAGAGACUCUCUGAGACUACACAAGGCCGGAGUGAGAGACCAGAGGCUGGAGAAACUUGCUGCGGCGAGGAGCAAGCGAGAACAACCCAUUGUGGAACGUGUUACAUUUUUCCAACAGAAUGUGAGAGAGCAAGGUGCCGAACCUCUCGAAGUUGCUGCUGUCCAAGCGCUUAUCCACACAUAUGUGCAUCAGUACGAUGAAGAGUACGAUGCUGUGAAGAAAACCCGCCGCGCUGGACGGCCCGCCAGUACUAAGGAAGAUCUUCUGAAGAUGAAAAUAUCUGCACUUGAGGAAGAGUAUACCAAAGGAUUCCUGAUUCCUGAUAUUACGACGGCUGAAAACGUCAAGCUUUUGGAUGCUUGGGAAGGCUCUUGGGCAUAUCUUACCGCUAUCCCCUGGAUCAAAGUCACGACUACCGGCAACAUUCGCAAAGCUGAGCUGCCCUCAAAAGCUAUAAACUGA